AUGGCGUCGAGACCGCAAGAUAACAUUCUACAGGGCAAAAAUCUCUGGUCAAACAGAGUAACAACACCAGUGGAGAACUUACCGUUCAGUCUCGUACUGCGCAAAAACAAGCGUCCACGGUCAGACAACAGUAGCACCAAUCGCAGUGAAACCGAAAGCAACAACGCCAACCAUCAAAACAACAACACCAUGAAAUAUUCAGAGGUUGCAAAAAAGUUUCAAAUAAAAUUGUUGGAAACAAAAAGUUUAAUACACAAGGCAGAUGAGUUGUUUGAUUAUUUAAACAAUUUUGUGUGCACAUUUGACGUCGUAGCCAUCACUGAAACAUGGCUUAAUGAUAGUACAGAAGAUUUGAUUUGUAUGAACGGUUUCAAAUUCAUCGGAAAAAAUCGAUUGAGCAAACACGGUGGAGGAGUAGGAUUCUACGUAAGCAAUAACUUGACCUUCAAGACAAGAGAUGAUUUAAACAAGUUGGGAGGUCUAGAUUUUGAAACUUUCGCAAUUGAAUUAAAGACUGACCCUUCAACCAAAAAUUUCGUCAUUGUUGUAUUAUACAGACCACCCAGUUGCAACGCGAUCUAUUACCUGCAGCAAUUAGAAAUUAUAUUGCAACAAAUAGACGUUGAAAACAAGCAUGUUGUUAUCACAGGUGAUCUCAACAUUGAUAUGAGUGACACGAACGAUGAUGUUAACAAAAUGUAUUUAUGUCAACUUUUUACCUGCUACAGUUUUGAUCAGUUAAUAACGUUUCCAACAAGAAUCAGUGUUGAAAAGCAAUCAAUCAUCGACUGCUUUUUCACAAACUUUCCGCAACAGGUUUUAGUCAAUCCUGAAGAUGCACUUAACAAACACUUCAUAAGCCUAGCUCCAAAUUUGAUGAAAGAUUUUACGAAAAAUUCUGAAUGGAAGCAAACAAUGCACCAUAAACUUUCAAAUUCUUUUUUUUGUCUUGAUACCUCAUUUGAAGAAGUUGUCGAGACGGCAAAAAGUUUACGACCCAAAUAUUCAAGUGGUGUUGAUGACAUUCCUUCAAAAAUUGUUAUUUCCACAAUCAACUCAACAGCUCAAAUUUUGAGUUAUCUGGUAAAUUUUUCAUUUGCGACAGGCAUAUUUCCUCAAUGUUUCAAAGUGGCAAAAGUAAUUCCAAUAGCAAAGCAGACAGGAAAAAUGGCGAAAGCACUUGGCGUUAUCAACAAAGUUCGAUUUUACGUUCCAAGAAGAACGUUAAAUAUGCUCUAUAACGCCAUAUGCGUAGCGUACAUCUCUUACUGCAACGUAGUCUGGGCUGGGUGGCUGUGCAAGAUGAGCUCAUCACGAGCUCGAUCAUAG
Messenger RNA from Helobdella robusta, 1329 nucleotides. RefSeq lists its product as hypothetical. The record is from RefSeq and is a predicted model, not a curated record. Gene Ontology annotation, molecular function: catalytic activity. The transcript is spliced from 6 exons. Lineage: Eukaryota; Metazoa; Annelida; Clitellata; Rhynchobdellida; Glossiphoniidae. Bases 1 to 1329 code for a protein of 442 amino acids.